AUGAAGGAGUAUGAUGAGGAAGAUCAGGGGAAGGAUAAGGACAAAGCCACAUCAGCCCCCUGUGUGCCAUCAAAGCAGCCAAAUUGGUGCCCUGAAUGUGGACACAGCUCCCCACCAAUCUCGGAGCCGAUGAAGCACUGCUGCCCCCACCAUGGUGCCCAGCCCUUUGUCUGUGGUGACUGUGGCAAGAACUUCAGGCUCAGCUCCAACCUCACCCAGCACCACUGUGUCCAGCCCGGGAAGCAGCCCUACAUCUGUGCUGGCUGCGGGAAGAGCUUCCCUCGCAGCCUUGCACUCAUCGCCCACUGGCACGGCCACGCUGGGAAGAAGCCCUUUGCCUGCACUGACUGUAGCAAGAGCUUCUACUGUGGCUCUGACUUCCUCCAGCACCGCCGUGUCCACACCAACGAGAGCCCACACAUCUGUUGUGACUGUGGCAAGAGCUUCCAGGAGAACUCGAUGCUCAUCGCUCACUGGCACGUCCAAACCGGCCAGAAAGCCUUCAGCUGCAGCGACUGCGGCAAGAGCUUCAAGAUGAGCUGCCAGCUCUUCCGGCACCGCCGCGUCCACACCGGCGAGAAUCCCUACUGCUGUGCUGGCUGUGGCAAGAGCUUCCGCUGGAGCAAGACCCUCAUUACCCACUGGAAUGCCCAUAGUGGCAAGAAGCCCUUCGCCUGUACUGACUGUGAUAAGACCUUCGCCCAUGUCUCCCAAGUCUCACAGCACCUCUGUGGCCACACCAGCAAGAGGCCGUGCAAUUCUGGCACCUCCAAUGAGCAUUUGAGCCGCAGGUCGGACCACAACCUCAGCAACGACCUCUCCAAGGGCCACAAGCUGCAGAGUAGAGAGAAGACAGCAGCCACCGAAGUCAUCUCCAACCCCUGCAGCAAGUGUCAGCAGAGCUUCGCCAGGCGCUCAGACCUGGUGAGGCACAUGCGGAUCCACACUGGGGAGAAGCCAUAUGUCUGUGCCGUCUGUGACAAGAGCUUCAGCCAGGCCUGCAACCUCACCCGACACCGCCGCAUGCACACAGGGGAGAGACCGUACUGCUGUGCUGAGUGCGGCCAGAGCUUCAGCUCCAGCCAUACCCUCAUGCAGCACCACCACACUCACAGUGGCAGGAAGCCCUACCGCUGUGCUGACUGUGGCAAGAGCUUCUCUGCGAGCUCCACCCUCCUCCAGCACCACCUCAUCCACACUGGGGAGAAGCCCUACCGCUGCACUGCCUGUGGCAAGAGCUUCAGACAUGGUGCCACUCUCAGAAGUCACCUCGAUGUCCACACUGGCAAGAAGCCUUUCACCUGUACCGACUGUGGCAAGAGCUUCAGCCAGCACUCCCUGCUGCUCUGUCAUCGCCGCAUCCACACCGGCCAGAAGCCCUACGUCUGCAGUGACUGCAGCGAGCGUUUCACCCACAGGUCCGCCCUCAGGCGGCACCGCCUUGUGCACACAGGUGAGAAGCCCUUCCCCUGCACCGCCUGCAGCAAGAGCUUCCGCUGCAGAUCUAACCUCAGCCGGCACAUGCGCAUCCAUGCCAGUGACCAGCCUGUGCCGGGGGACUCAGAAAAGCACUGACCCCAGCACUGCCAGGGUAAACAUCACCCCCAUGGGGGACCUUUUCCAGCAGAUUGAACCAAGAUCACCUCAUUUGCACACUGUUUUCCCAGACUCUGGGGGCUC
Molecule: messenger RNA, 1680 nt
Organism: Dryobates pubescens (Downy woodpecker)
Lineage: Eukaryota; Metazoa; Chordata; Aves; Piciformes; Picidae
Product: zinc finger protein 252-like
Exons: 1
Coding region: 1-1575 (524 amino acids)
Biological process (GO): regulation of transcription by RNA polymerase II
Molecular function (GO): DNA-binding transcription factor activity, RNA polymerase II-specific; RNA polymerase II cis-regulatory region sequence-specific DNA binding
Source: RefSeq, a predicted model, not a curated record